Betta splendens (Siamese fighting fish) is the source of this 2509-nucleotide messenger RNA. It is a transcript of the gene rars1, whose product is annotated as arginyl-tRNA synthetase 1. Bases 484 to 2250 code for a protein of 588 amino acids. The transcript is spliced from 15 exons. The record is from RefSeq and is a predicted model, not a curated record. Gene Ontology annotation, biological process: arginyl-tRNA aminoacylation. NCBI's taxonomy places the organism in Eukaryota, Metazoa, Chordata, Actinopteri, Anabantiformes, Osphronemidae. Gene Ontology annotation, molecular function: arginine-tRNA ligase activity; ATP binding. Gene Ontology annotation, cellular component: cytoplasm.
UGGUCGUGUUUUUCUAGUGGCGGUAUUUCUACAAUGGUUUUGUCAUAUUCACAAUAGAACGUAGCGACGCCACGCGCCGUCGUCCACUGGGUGGCGGUAUGAGCGCGCGAGUCCUUUUCAGACCCACUAUUCAAUACAACGAAGAAGCAGAACCGGAAAUGCGCUUGAAAGUUGGAAACUUGUUCCCAUUCUCGCAGUGUUUCAUCAGCCACGAGUUUCCGCAACUGUCCGGCAAAAAGAUGGGCGACCCUGUGAGCGACUACACCGCCCGGCUGCAACAGCAGGAGCACGAGAUUCAGAGUCUCUCUGCUGAGAUCGAGAGUCUGAAGAACCCACAGAACCUGAGCUCCACACAACGUCUGGAUGAGCUUCGGGAGGAAAACGCCAGGCUGAAGUAUCGCCUCAACAUUCUGAAGAGGUUCUACCUCUGAUGCGUUGUGUCCUCAGAGUCUCCAGGAAGAGAGCGCUCGGUGCCCUAAAUCCAUGAUGAACAUCAACCAGCGUCUUCAGGAGGUGUUUGGAGAGGCCAUUCGAGCUUCUUGCCCUGAGCUGGACAACCCUCCGCUGGCCGUCACGCCGAACCAGCAGGCCAAGUUUGGAGACUACCAGUGCAACAGCGCUAUGGCCAUGGCCCAGAUGCUCAAAGCAAAAGGAAUCAAAGUCAACCCGAGGGAAAUUGCAGAGAAGAUCGUCCAGAACCUUCCAGACAAUGAACUUGUGGAGAAAACUGAAAUCGCAGGACCAGGGUUCAUCAACAUCCACCUGAAGAGGACGUUUGUGUCCAAACUGUUGACUAACCUGCUGAUCAACGGAGUGCAGCCUCCUCCACUGGCCUCCAGGAAGAGGGUGGUCGUGGAUUUCUCUUCUCCCAACAUUGCCAAAGAGAUGCACGUGGGUCACCUGCGCUCCACCAUCAUCGGCGACAGCAUGAGUCGGUUGUUUGAGUUUUUGGGCUACGACGUUGUCAGGCUGAACCACGUGGGAGACUGGGGCACGCAGUUCGGAAUGCUGAUCGCUCACCUGCAGGACAAGUUCCCAGACUACCUGACUGUCUCCCCACCCAUCCAGGACCUGCAGGCGUUCUACAAAGAGUCGAAGAAGCGCUUUGAUGAGGACGAAGACUUCAAGAAGAGAGCGUAUCAGUGUGUCGUCAAGCUGCAGAGCAAAGAACCCGACUUCAUCAAAGGCUGGAACCUCAUCUGUGACGUGUCCAGGAAAGAGUUUCAGAAGGUUUACGACUGCCUGGGCAUCCAGAUCAUCGAGAGAGGGGAGUCGUUCUACCAGGAAAUGAUGAUGGAGGUGGUGAAGGAGUUAGAGGAGAGAGGUCUGCUUGAGCUGGACGAAGGCCGUAAGCUCCUCUUCGUCCCGGGUCAGUCCAUCCCUCUCACCGUUGUGAAGUCGGAUGGUGGAUACACCUACGACACGUCGGACCUCGCAGCCCUGCGUCAGCGCAUCUAUGAUGAGAAAGCCGACAUCAUCAUCUACGUCACAGACAGCGGGCAGGGAACUCACUUCCAAGUGGUGUUUGCUGCAGCUCAGCUGAUUGGCUGGUACGAUCCUCAGGUGACCCGGGUGGAGCACGCCGGCUUUGGAGUGGUGCUGGGGGAGGACAAGAAGAAGUUCAAGACUCGGUCUGGAGACACGGUGAGGCUGAUGGACCUGCUGGAGGAGGGGCUGAAGAGGUCCAUGGACAAGCUGCAGGAGAAGGAGCGGGACAAGGUCCUGAGUCCAGAGGAGCUGACCAAAGCCCAGAGGUCCGUCGCCUUUGGCUGCGUCAAGUACGCCGACCUGUCCCACAACCGCAUCAACGACUACGUCUUCUCCUUUGACAAGAUGCUGGACGACAGGGGCAACACGGCGGCGUACCUCCUCUACGCCUACACCCGCAUCAGGUCCAUCGCUCGUCUGGCCAACAUCGAUGAGGCGGCGCUGAGGAAAGCGGCGGAGACCACGGAGGUUCUCCUGGACCACGACAAGGAGUGGAAGCUGGGCAAGUGCAUCCUGCGCUUUCCUGAGAUCCUGCAGAAGAUCCUGGACGACCUGCUGCUCCACACGCUCUGCGACUACCUGUACGAGCUCGCCACCACCUUCACCGAGUUCUACGACAGCUGCUACUGCGUGGAGAAGGACCGCAAGACGGGUGAGGUGGUGAAGGUGAACAUGUGGAGGAUGCUGCUCUGCGAGGCCACGGCUGCCAUCAUGGCCCAAGGCUUUGACAUCCUGGGCAUCAACCCGGUCCAGAGGAUGUGAGGAUCCACGGCGUCGGGAGGCGACGGUAAACACGUCACAGCCAAAACUGACCGGACUUGAAAAGAGAAUAGAAUAAAUCCAACGUGGAAGGAAAAACAUCAAGAGCUGUUUAACUUCUAAUGUGAAUGAUGUUUUUUUUAUUAAAGAAUCUCAUCAUCCACUCUGUCUUUUUAAGUCAGUUUAAUUUGGUAAAUCUAAAAAUUCAAAGCCUGAAUUCUUUGUCUUGUUGAUCAUUAAAGCAGAAGCUCCACGUUUUGAA